Messenger RNA from Cricetulus griseus (Chinese hamster), 1781 nucleotides. The record is from RefSeq and is a predicted model, not a curated record. Lineage: Eukaryota; Metazoa; Chordata; Mammalia; Rodentia; Cricetidae.
AUGACUGUGGUCUCCCUUAUGGCCAGGGUGGGUUCAUAUGUGGACUGGGUCCCAGAAACUGGUGUUUUCCAAGAAUUCACAACCUCAGGCUUCAUUUUUGGGCAGGCAUCCUACCUUACUUUUCUUGCUCACAUUACCCCAUGCCCCGCCCCACCCCCAGCUACUCUGGAGAAGCCCAUAUUGUCUCUACACCCACCUUGGACUACAAUCUUCAAGGGGGAGCGAGUAACACUGCAAUGCGAUGGAUACCACCCUCUGCUGCUCGAACUCAGGCCCAUUAGCACUCUCUGGUAUCUGGGCCAUGUCCUCCUGCCUUCCCACAAGAAGAGCAUUGAGGUGCAGACACCAGGGGUGUAUCGAUGUCAAACACGGGGAGCACCGGUCAGUGAUCCCAUCCACCUAUCUGUGUCUAACGACUGGCUAAUUCUGCAAGUGCCUUAUGCUCCUGUGUUCGAGGGAGAGCCCCUGGUGAUGCGCUGUCGUGGCUGGUACGACAAAGUCGUCUACAAGCUUCAUUACUACCACGAUGGUCAGGCCGUGAGAUACUUCCAUUCGAGCACCAACUACACGGUGUUACAGGCACGAUCUAGUGACAGCGGCCACUACCAGUGCUCUGGCACCAUGCGCAUCCCAGUGGAGAGUGCGCCCAUGUUCUCCUCCAAGGUGGCUGUCACCGUGCAAGAGCUGUUUCAGACACCGGUGCUCAGGACGCUGAGCCCGCAGGAGGCGCGCGGUCGCGUGGUGCUGCGCUGCGAGACGCGCUUGCACCCGCAGAAGCGGGACACGCCGCUGCAGUUCGCCUUCUACAAGUACAGCCGGCCAGUCCGCCGCUUCGACUGGGGCCCCGAGUACACCGUCCCCGAGCCCGAGGUCGAGGAGCUCGAAUCGUACUGGUGCGAGGCCGCCACAACUAGUCGAAGUGUCCGGAAACGUAGCCCCUGGCUGCAGCUCCCCGGGCGGGGCUCUGCCCUGGAUCUGGCGUCCACCACUGCGCCGGCCCUACAGGCUGCAGCCGGGGAGCCAGGGGGCAAGCCACUUUCCUUCCGGAAGACCCCGGUGUCCAGAUCCGUGCCGUCAGUCACUUCCGUCCCGAACAGCACCUUUGCGGGCCUGCAGUUCCCCGCGGGCCACGUCCCCACUGUCGGGCCACACGUCUGUGCGCCUCUGCCCACGUCCGUGGAACAAUCCGGCGAAGUUCUGCAGCGCAAGGUGGACCUUCUGCUUCGCGAGAUGCAGCUGCUCAAAGGGCUUCUGAACCACGUGGUCCUGGGAUUAAAGGACCCACAGGCCCUUCGAGAGUUUACAGAGACCCCUGAGACACCCACUUCUCAGGUUUCUGUGAGUCCAGGAACCCCGGAGACCGCUGUCGUGGAGGGUGGAGUGGACAGCUAGUGUCUUCUCUCCAGGAUGGUUCCUCCUGGAUCUUCCCUUCGUCAGCUCGUUUGCAAACCAGAGACACGUCUGUUAGUGUACCCUCGUGCUCCUGUGGUUUUUAAAGAAACGCCCCUGAAGUGUGGUGCUGUGGAUUUCCACCUUACUAGAUUGUAGGAGAUUUCGACCUUGCAGAGUAGUUUGUAAAGACAAACACCCUCUCUGUUUUGUUCUUUGCUCCAUAAUCCAGGAAAGAAGUAGACAGCUGUUGUUUAUUAUUCGGCAGUUUACGCUCUCGGAAGUGAAUUUAGACCUUAUAGAAAUUAAGUACAUAUUCUAGCAUAGGUGAGUGUUUUGUUUGUAAUGGAAUUCAUUGAGGUUAAAUGAGCUCUUUGGAACACUUUUAGGGU